AUGUCAAGUGAGGAAGAGAGUGUUCUUGUCUUAAACAGCAUCUUGCAGAAGCUUGGGGUAUUUGGGAGCAAGUUGGUGAAGAAGAUUUUCUACAAGAUUCCUAUCGCUGUAGUCUCGAGCGGUGUUCAGUAUGAUAUAUUCGUGUUAGCGGCUGAAGAAGAUAUUAGGGUUCUGUUUCAUUGCGUAAGGAGUUUUCCAGAGGUCAGAAUACACGAGCUGUAUGCGAAGUUGGAGAUUGCUAUCGAUAGUUCUGGGGCAUUGGCUCCUGUUCAUAGCUCGAAUGCCGCAGGCGAUGCGUCUUGUUCGGUGCCUGCGAUCCGGCCAUCUGUUCCGCAGGUUGCAUCACCUUCCUUCGCAGCUAAUUUGGUACGAACGGAGGCAGUUUGUUCUAUACCUUUCCCUAAUCAAGGGGGCCGGCAGCAGGCAUUUGAUGGGGAGUCAGGUCGUGCCAUAGUUGAUGAAGGUCAAGGCUUCUGGGAACCUGAUCGAGUGGAGAAUGCAAUGCGGGACGAUGACUCUGACCAGGAGCCUGUAAAUAUCUUUGGGGAUAUCGAUGAUGACACCGGUGCUAAUCCACAUGCACAACAAGCGCCUUCAAGCUCUGGCACACAGCAAUAUCCUCCACACUUCUCCACUCUAAACUUGGAGGCUCUGGGUGAACACCCGGCGGGAGUUGCUACAAGUAAAGAUGAAGCUGUUCUGAGUGUGAAGGACUAUAGCAUCCGUCGAGGUAUUGAGUACCGAGUGUUAGAAUCGGACCAUCUGAAGUAUCAUGGAAAGUGCAAGGAUUUCGGCAAAAGUUGUAGUUGGCUGAUUCGGAUUUCGCUCUGUGCACGAAAGGGCACUUGGGAGGUUAGGAGGUAUAAUAGUCCCCACACUUGCUUAGCCACAUCUAUUUCUAGUGAUCACCAUCAGCUUGAUUACCACGUUAUCUGUGCGAGGAUAUUUCUGUUGGUUAGUGCGGAUGCUGCAAUACCGAUCAAGGUGUUGCAACAAGCAACUGAAGCUGAUUACAGCUUCAAGCCCAGUUACCGGAAGGUUUGA
This is a messenger RNA of Arachis duranensis, 1044 nucleotides long. RefSeq lists its product as uncharacterized. The record is from RefSeq and is a predicted model, not a curated record. The transcript is spliced from 3 exons. Bases 1 to 1044 code for a protein of 347 amino acids. Lineage: Eukaryota; Viridiplantae; Streptophyta; Magnoliopsida; Fabales; Fabaceae.